CGCACCUGGCCACACCUGGGCCACCGGCCGGGUUCCGCCGCCCGAGCAGCCCUCCUCGGGGACACCGCGUGCCGCCCGGACCGCGGACCCCGCAGCGCCAUGGCCGCGGACCCCGAGAGGGGGGCGCCGCGCGUGCUGUUCGCCGAGUGGCUGCUGGGCGAGGUGGGCAGCGGCCGCUACGAGGGGCUGCGCUGGCUGGACGCGGCCCGCACGCGCUUCCGCGUGCCCUGGAAGCACUUCGCGCGCAAGGACCUGGGCGAGGCCGACGCCGGCAUCUUCAAGGCCUGGGCGCUGGCGCGCGGCAGGUGGCCGCCCAGCAGAGGCGCAGGCGACCUGCCGGCCCCCGACGGCCAGCUGCUGGCGUGCUGGAAAACCAACUUCCGCUGUGCCCUGCGCAGCACCAAGCGCUUCGUGAUGCUGCAAGACAACUCGGCAGACCCCACCGACCCGCACAAAGUGUUCACGCUCAGCUCCGAGGAGGGGUGCGGAGGAAGUCCAGGCAUUGGCCAGGGGGACCACAAGGCUUACGAAGAUGCCCCACCCACCAGGGGGGUGCUCCCUGGGCCAUGCCUGGCAGAUGCCAAUGCGAGUCCUGGGCCUGGACCAGACAGGUGGAGCCCCAGCCCUCUGGUGAGCCUGGCAGCCUGCACCGGGGACCUCCUGCUGGAAGCCCUGGAGCAGAGCCACCUGGAGCACCUGCUGGAGGCCCCUCCUGAGGCCUGUGACGCAGGUCCAGCGCCUGGGAUCUGGCAGUCCCCACCAGAGGUGGAGCCCUGCACCCCACUGGUGGGCCCGCCCUGGCCACAGCUCGGCCCGCAGGCAGAGCCCAGCCUGGGACCCCUGCUCCUGACCAUCAUGUACAAGGGCCGCACGGUGCUGCAGGAGACGGUGGGGCGCCCCAGCUGCGUGCUCCUGUACGGGGCCCCCGGCUGUGCCGCGCAGGCCCCAGAGCCCCAGCUGGUGGCCUUCCCCUGCCCCGCCCAGCUCGCCGACCAGAAGCAGCUCCGCUACACGGAGAAGCUGCUGCAGCACGUGGCGCCCGGCCUGCGGCUCCAGCUCCGGGGCACGGGGCUGUGGGCCCAGCGCCUGGGCAAGUGUAAGGUCUACUGGGAGGUGGGCAGCCCCCUGGGCUCCCACAGCCCCUCGGCCCCCGCGUGCCUGCUGGAGAGGAACUGCGACACCCGCAUAUUCGACUUCGGCACCUUCUUCCGAGAGCUGGUGGAAUUCCAGACUCGCAAGCGCAAGGACUCCCCGCACUACACCAUCUACCUGGGCUUUGGGCAGGACCUGUCAGCUGGGAGGCCCAAGGAGAGGAACCUGGUCCUGGUGAAGCUGGAGCUGUGGCUGUGCCAGGCGUACCUGGAGAGGGUGCAGAGGGAGGGCGUGUCCUCCCUGGACAGCGGCAGCCUGGGCCUCUGCCUGUCCAGCUUCAACAGCCUGUACGAGGAACUGGAGCACUACCUGGAGCACUUCAUGGAGGUGGAGCAGCCAGCCUAGGCCCCAAGGCCGCCCUGACCAAUAAAAGUGCUACGAGCCGGA
Molecule: messenger RNA, 1539 nt
Organism: Pipistrellus kuhlii (Kuhl's pipistrelle)
Lineage: Eukaryota; Metazoa; Chordata; Mammalia; Chiroptera; Vespertilionidae
Gene: IRF7
Product: interferon regulatory factor 7
Exons: 8
Coding region: 100-1497 (465 amino acids)
Biological process (GO): regulation of transcription by RNA polymerase II; immune system process
Cellular component (GO): nucleus
Molecular function (GO): protein binding; DNA-binding transcription factor activity, RNA polymerase II-specific; RNA polymerase II cis-regulatory region sequence-specific DNA binding
Source: RefSeq, a predicted model, not a curated record